AUGGAUCACCCAGCCGCAAAAUUACCCAAGGUAGCUGCCUUAGCAAACGGCAUGAUUUCUGAAAUACAUGAAAUAAUAGAUAGCCAUCCAAGCAUUGGAAUCUCAGUUUGGGUUCAUGACUUGCCGGAGGAGCUCUUACAGGGCAUCAGUCGUUUCGUGCCCACCCACCAGCGCGGCGUCAUGCGGCUGGUGUGCAGCAGCUGGUGUGAGGCCAUCUCUAAGGACGUGACGCAGCUGCAGCUGCCGCUGGCGGCUCUGACGGCGCCUCCCGCCUGGCAGGCAUCCCUGCUGGCAAGCCCUAUGCCCCCGGUCCGCCCAGCCACACGGCUUCCUUCCAGCUGCGCACUGGCACCAGCCGCAGCGGCGGCGGCGGCGGCGGCGGCGGUCUCCCCUCGUGAGGCCGCCCUGCGGCGGCUGUUCUCGCGCUUCCCACACGCCCGCCACUUAGUCUUGCUGCACAAUGCGGUGCUUCCGCCGCCCGCGGUGAAGCGCCGUACUGCCGUCUUCAUAAAUAACAAUAUCAAACGUACGGAUGAACUGUCCUUAUCGCAACUUGGGCGCCACUUCCAAUCCCCCCAAACCACCUUAACGUCUAGGUUCGGCCGGGAGCUGGAGAGGCUCGUGUCCCCGCACUGGUCGUUGGAGCGGUUGCGGGUGCGGUGGUUAAUGGGGGAGGCCCCUCGGACUUUCUUCACGUCGCGUGGUUUCACCCGGUGGGUGAAUGCGAUGACGGGGGUGGCACCGGACCGUGUGGGACUGAUACAGUCCCUGGAGUUUGCAUGGGCGGAGCUCUCUGACGGGUCCUUCGAUCGCCCCAUCGGCGGCGGCGCCGCUGCAGCUGUCGCUGGCGCCGCCGACGGUGGUGGCGGCGCCGCUCUGGCGCUGGCGCCGCCGUUGCCUCCCUGGAUGCCGGAGCCGUACCACGCCGCGCUGCCGCCACCGCCGCCGCCGCCGGAUCCCUUAGCGAACAUGAACCCCGCCGCAGCGGCGAUGGCGAUGCUGGCGGGAGGACACGCAGAAGCGGAUGCCGUAUUCCAGGCCGCAAUGGACGGCCACAUGGCCGAGGAAGAAGCUGGACUCAUGGGUCAUUUUCUGGGCCAGGGCGACCGUUGGAAUCAGUUAGGCGGCCUGUCGGACUCCGCGACGGCGGCGCUGGGGUUGCGGGGCGUGCACGCGGGUGGAGGACCAGCGGCGGCGGCGGCGGGAGGCCUGCGACCGGGCUUGCCACUGUCGUUGUGCGCCUUUUCCAACCUCAAGUCGCUGUCCCUGUGUUGCAUGGCCAGCCACGCCCCCGCUGACCACCUGCUGCGGCUGCUGCUGCGGUGCCGCCGGCUGGAGAAGCUGUCCCUCGUACACCACGAAGCAUACGCCAGCUGGCCAGUACGGCGCGCGCAGCUGGACCUGAUGAAUGCGCUAGAACAGGUCGUACAAGAGGAACUCGGGGUUAUUGAGUCCUCAACCCCGCCGCAACCCGGCAAUAGCCACCAUCACCCGGCCUCCGUCACCGCCGCUGCGGCCCCGGCCGCGGCUGACGUCGCCAACGUUGCUGGCGCCGCCGCUGAAGAGGGCGCGGGCAGGGCCAGCGGCAGCGGCGGUACUGUCGGCUGCGGCGGCGCGUCCUGGUGGCCGUCUGACCUCGUCUUGCGGCUCCGUGAGCUUCAGCUGCCCGCCACACCUGCGCUGUUGGCGCUGCUACACCUGCCGCGCCCGGCGUUGUCGCGUCUGGAGGUGCUGGACCUGCAAGUCAUCAUGGCGCAGGGCUUUGCUGGGGCACUGGGGGGUAGCGACCAGGCGCUGGCGGGUACGGCAAGGCUGGUUUCGGCGCUCAAGGCCGUACGAGCCUCCGGAGCUCGCCUCCGUGACCUGUUCCUGAAUAACGUGGACCUCAGUCCCCAUCUGCUGGAAACCAUCACUCAGAUUGACACCCUGGAACAGCUGAGGCAGUUCUUCGCGGACGAAGGGGGGAAGGAGCGCAAGGCGGGGGCUUUGGCGGCGUUGGCGGUGUUGGUUUUGGAGGUGGUGGAGGGGUUGUGGGUCCCUUUGGGAGGGAUGAUUUCGCCGCCAGGCUGGUUUCCACGGCAGCGGAAAUGGCAGCUGAGAUAUUCGGGAUUGGGGGAGCAGCAUCUGGGUCGGGAGUGGGCGGUGGCGGGUGGUUUGAGAGGUUACAGGGAGACGGAGGACAGGGAGGAAGUGGAGGAGGAGGGCGGUGUGGAAGUGGAGAAGGCAGGUGAAGCCGCCGCCGGCUGCGGCUUUCCGACGGGACCCCAGGCGUCUGAUGGCACCGCCGCCGCUGCCGCCGCCGCGACACCGGCGGCAGAUGGCUCGUUGAUCAAGGGCGAAGGGACCUGGCCGUUGCCCAGAGAGCCGACAACGGCGGCGGAGAAAGCGGCGACGGCAGUGGCGGCGACCGCAGGGCUUCCGCCUCCUCCGCCGCCGCCACCGCCGCCGUUGAAGUUCGAACCCUCCGCCGCCUCUGCGACCCUCCCCGCGCUCAAGGCAGAUCCCUGGCGGCGCAACGCCGUACUGCUUCGGAGGUGGCUGGAGGCAGGUCUCGAAGCCGCUGCAGCCGCAGACGCAGCCUCGAAGGCUCCGUCCUGCGGCGGAGGCACCGCCGCCGUCGAGGAUGCCGGCGGCAGCGGUACCGACAGCGGGCCGGGUCCUAGCGAGGGGUCAGGCGUCCCUUUCCAGCCAAGAUCGCAGCGGCUACACAGGGCAGAGGGCAAGGACUGUGGCGGGAUGGCGCAGGCGGCGGCGGGCUGUGCCUCAUCCGCCGUGGACGUGGAUUUGCAUGGCACCAGCGGUGGGGUUCUUGACGGACGAAUCGGCAUCGGGGAGUCGGUUGGUGUGGAUGUUGUGGCGGCGUAUGCUGCGCAAGUAUGCGCGGCGGCUAGGGCGGCCCUUCCGGGGCCGCUGAGCGACGCGGCCCCGGCGGCGGCCACUACGGCUACUGCCGGGGCUGCAGCAGGAGGUAGCGGCAUGGCGGCAGCGGCGGCCGCAGCGGAUGCCGCUGCGCGCGCGCUUGGGGAGAUUACUUUCUCGCCCAGCGGAAAAUUGGCCGCCUCCAUCGCCAUGUUCUUGCGCGAGUUUGGGUGCUUUCUUGCAUCUGUAGCGACGUUGUACGGCCGCGGCCGGCGUCAGAGGCCCGCCAGCGGCCAGUCCGCCGCAACGGCUGUAGCCGCUACUGCAGCAGGACCUGCUACAGCCACAGAUGCAGCAGCAGCGGCGAUCGCUUCCGCCGACGCUGAGGCGCUCGCAGCUGCGGAGACGCAGGUGGAUGCAGCGGCCGCUUAUGCAGUCAUGUCCUCCGCCAUGUCUGCGACGGCCGUCACUGUGACGACGGCGGCCGAGUACGACACUGCCGCAGCCGCAACCUGCGCUACUGCUGGGAGGAUUUACGGUGGAUUGUUGGCACGUCUGUGCGACAACACGGCGCGGGGGAGAGUCGGUAGUAGUCGUGGUGGUGGUUUGAGGAAUCCAUUUAAUGAAACGGGGCUGUUACUCCUGCUGUGUGAAGCGAUUCGCGCUUGCAGCGGGACGUUACGACAGCAGCUGAUGCGCUUGCAGCGGGAGGGCGCGCCGGCGGCAAUGCGGGCGCUGCGUGCUGGCGGUAUGCGCGGUACAUCGCAUACUGAAUCAGAUCUGGUGACCACGCUACUCAGUUGGGCGCAGCUGGCAGAGACGCUGGAUGCGGUUUUGCUGGCGGCGGAGGCUGCGUUGAGGGGAGUGGCGGCGGCAGGGUCGGAUACGGAGCAUCGGCUGCCCGUCGCCGAUGGACCAUCAUCAUCAUCGCCGGCGUCGGCGUCGGCGUCUAUAGCAGAUCCCGCCGCCGCCGCCGUCGUGGCGGCAUCGGCGUCGGCGGAUCCGGAGGCCGUGAUGGAGGCGCUUGUAGCGGCGCGACCCGCGGGUCAGCUGCGGUCCGCGGCGGAUGAGGGGCUGCUGAGUAUGCUCAGACUGGACGGGCUCACUCGGCUGACGCGGCUGCGGCGACUGUGUCUGGACCUGAGUCCGGAUAACUCCGUGCCGCUGCCGGUGGCGAGCACCCUCCGCGUGCUGCUGCGGAGUCUGCCCUCCCUGGAGUCGCUCCAUGUCACGGAUCAGUACUGCCAUCCGGAAAAGCGACUGAUGGGCUCGCUGGCGCUCCCGGGUGUCGCCGCUGAGUACGGCGGCGGCGGCGGCGGCGGCGGUACCCUUGCUGCUGCCGCCGCAAACCGGCUCACGAGCUUGACCCUUGCGGCGCGACAACCGCGUCGCGUGUGGCGGGCGUACACGGCCGAUGGGACGGGCGCCCUGUUGGUGCCUGCUGCAGUCAACAUCCAUGACGCCCUCGCGGCCGCACCGCCGAAUGUAGCGGCGCUGCUGGCCCCCCUGGAUCGUACGGAGCUUUCUGGCGCGUUGUGUGAGCGCGACAUGCUGGCGCACUGGGGCAUGAUACCCCGGAACCUUCGAGCGCUUUGCCUACAUCGAGUACGGCUGCUGGACAUGCCGAGUGAUGCGCUUACUGGGAGCCGGGACGAAGGGCUAUUAGGGCCGCUGCAUGGUGAUGGUGGCAGCCUGGUGAUGGACGCCGCCGCAAUGCGGAGCCACGUGCCGCUGCCGCUGCCGCUGCCGUGGCGGCGAGCGCCUUCUGCCGUACCGGCGCUGCUACAGCACCUCUGGCUAUCCAACGUCACCCUAACGGCGCCCACGGACUUCGCGGCUCUGCUACGGGAGCUGCUGGCGGCAGCGCCCGUCCAAGCCACUGGCGGCUCCCCCAUCGGCGCAGCUCUCCGCCUUCUAUCCACCGCUCUGGGCACCUCAGACUCCGUGUGCAACGGUGCUAGUAACGGCCUGCGUCGCCAGCAGCAGCAGCAGCAGCAGCAGCCCCAGGCCCCGCCAGGGGGCCAUCACCGCGUCGGCCGUGUACGACUCGCCUUUGGAGAGAUCAUGGCGUCAGUGGCUAAGCACGCCUCCGCCGCGCAGGCACUGGUGGCCUCCGCAACGACGAACGCGACAGCGAGGGCGCCUGCGGGAGACGCACGCACGUCCCAGCGUUUGGUGAUGAGCGGGGAGGAAGUGGGGCUGCUGUGCAAGAUGCAGUCCCUCCGCUUUCUCGCGCUGGACAGCUGCCUGCGGCUGGAGGACGUGUGUCGCCUGGCGGCUCUGACGGCGCUGCGCACACUGGCUUUGAGUCCCAACGUGGUGGCGAGUGAGGAGGCACGUGCGCGCCUGGAUGUGGAGAUGGCCUCGCGAUACAGCCCCUCGCUGCAGGCUGCCCUCAUGCAGCUGGCACCGCUGACGGGCCUCAGGGGGCUGUGGCUGCCCGAGUGGGCGGCCAGUAGGGCGCAUGUGUUGAUGUGGCAGUCGCAGCUCGCGGCUCUGGGUCCGGCGUUGGUGACCCUGCGCGUCAUGGACCACGACAAUCUGUGGCGGCUACCCACACCAGCGGGGUGCCCGGAUGUGGCCGACUCACUGCAGUGGUGGCAGGCGGAGUCCCAUCCAGGCGGGAACGUGCAAAGUCCAGCAGUAUACAGUGUGGCCCUUCAUUGCCACUGCCUGCAGCCCCCAGGGAUGCCCUCUCUGCCUCUGAAGCCUCGCUCAGCCCUGCAACCCAGUGAUGCCCGGCAGCUCUAUAAGCAGCAGGUUCUGGGGCUGAAUGUCACCAUGCAAGAAGCCUGCACAGGCACCCUGCACUGCCUGGAAAGUGUGCAGGACUGCACAGACCACAUUCUUAGGGAGUGGCCGCUUCAUGUCUGA
Messenger RNA from Volvox carteri f. nagariensis, 5733 nucleotides. RefSeq lists its product as uncharacterized. The transcript is spliced from 19 exons. NCBI's taxonomy places the organism in Eukaryota, Viridiplantae, Chlorophyta, Chlorophyceae, Chlamydomonadales, Volvocaceae. The record is from RefSeq and is a predicted model, not a curated record. Gene Ontology annotation, molecular function: protein binding. The coding region runs from base 1 to 5733 and encodes 1910 amino acids.